Myripristis murdjan (pinecone soldierfish) is the source of this 963-nucleotide messenger RNA. It is a transcript of the gene dnase1l1l, whose product is annotated as deoxyribonuclease I-like 1-like. The transcript has 8 exons. The coding region runs from base 1 to 891 and encodes 296 amino acids. Gene Ontology annotation, molecular function: deoxyribonuclease I activity; DNA binding. Gene Ontology annotation, cellular component: nucleus. NCBI's taxonomy places the organism in Eukaryota, Metazoa, Chordata, Actinopteri, Holocentriformes, Holocentridae. Gene Ontology annotation, biological process: DNA catabolic process. The record is from RefSeq and is a predicted model, not a curated record.
AUGAGGCCUCCGGUUCUCCUGCUGUGUUUCGUGGGGCUGUGUGUGCUGAACAUUGCACUCGCUCUGAAAAUAUGUGCGUUCAAUGUUCAAAGCUUUGGGGAAGCCAAGGCAAACAACAAGAAGGUUAUGGGGAUCCUACUCAAGAUCCUCUCUCGGUGUGACUUGAGUCUUAUUCAGGAGGUCCGAGACUCUAAAGGGGAAGCCAUACAAACUCUGGUUAGGGAUCUCAACAGAUUUGACAAAUCCAACUCAUAUGCCUAUGUGGAGAGCAAGAGGCUAGGGAAGAAGAGCUACAAGGAGCAAUACGUCUACAUUUACAGAGACAAUGUACUGCAGGUCAAAGAGCACUAUGAGUAUCCCAAACUGGAGGGAGAAGGGACGAAUGAAACAGAUGUUUUCUCCAGGGAGCCUUUCAUCGUCCGCUUUCACUCCCCCACUACCAUGGUGAAGGAUUUUGUCCUGAUUGGCCAGCACACCUGUCCCAAAACUGCCAUGAAGGAGAUUGAUGAACUGUACACCGUCUUCAAAGGAAUUUACAAGAAGUGGAAGACUGAUAACGUGGUGAUCUUAGGGGACUUGAACGCCGGCUGCAGCUACAUCACCAUCAAGGGCUGGAGAGCCGUCCGCCUCAGGAGUGACCCCAAGUUCCGCUGGCUGAUCGGAGAUGACCAGGACACGACUGUGCGAGUGAAAACCCACUGCCCUUACGAUAGGAUAGUUGUCCAUGGACGUGAGAUCAUCUCCAGUAUAGUUCCAGGUUCAGCUCAACCCUUCAACUUUAAAGAGGAGUUCCACCUGACUGAGGAGGAGGCUCUAGAGGUGAGUGAUCAUUUCCCAGUUGAAGUUGACCUGAAACCCAGCCACCGCUACCUCCUCCGCCACGAGCUGUAGACCCCUCAGGACAGCCAGGCAUCGACAAACCAUCACCAUUUUAACUGUAGUUUGACUGGAUUUUUAGCUCUU